CCCAGGGCAUCAUGUUUCAGUGGGCAGAAACAUGCAAGUGAACAUCUUUAUAGCAAACCUUGUUCUUAAUGGUCCCAAUUACCAUUUGAAUCAGGCCAGGUUCUGAAUACGCUUUUUGUUGAUGUUGCUUUACAGGGAGGACCCGUCCUUGCCACUCCCAUCAGAGAGACGGAGACCCUGGAGAAUCAAAGCUGCAAACCCAACCAGUUGGCACUGGAAGAUGUGACCAUGGAGCAAAAUUUGGUUCUUGUCAAAGAAGAGUCUGAGUGGCGUCGUGUCCACCUCCAUGUGAAGUCUGAGGAGAGCGAAGAGCAAAUCUCAGUUUUGGAACCAGAAACGUUCGAUGGCGUUAAACGAGAGGAUUCUGAGCAGGUCCCCAUUGGCUUUGGAAUGCCAACGCAAAAGGCCAUCGCCCUGUCCAAAGAAGAUGCGUCCUCAGUGGUGGCCUCGACAAUUUUUGUGGUGGGUAGAGAAAUGACUUAUUUGGGGUCAAUGAGGAGGGGACCCUCUGCCUCUCUGCAAAAUCCCGAAUUUCACAACUCAGAGGGCAGGUGUACAGAGUUGGCACGUUACAAGAGAGGAGUGACAGAGCGGCGGAUGUCUACAAAAUGGUCUGGAGCAGCAUCUUCAGAGGAAAGAGGCAGAAUCUCCUCAUCCUCUUAUGAUCAAAACUCUCUUCAGGGCAAACCUCAGCUGAUGCAACAUAAUGGACAUUUGAAGACGUCUGGACUUGAGAGCUUUACACUGACCUCAUUUCUUUGCAGUCCUGUGCUGGGUGUGAAUAUCACUCGGCCAGAUACUCAUCCAGAGAUGCACAAUCCAACCCCAGUUACUUUGUACAUCUGCCAAGAAUGUGGGAAACGUUUUAAAUGCAAAUUUGACUAUAACAGACAUCGGAGCACUCACGAGGGUGAAAAGCCAUAUUGCUGUUUUGAAUGUGGCAAAACAUUCUCACAAGCCAGCUACCUUCAGAAGCAUGCUAGAAUUCACACGGGUGAGAGGCCUCAUUCGUGUUCUCAGUGUGGCAAACAGUUUUCACGAACAAGCCAUCUUCAGAGUCAUACAAGAAUCCACACUGGAGAGAAACCCUAUUGCUGCUCUGAAUGUGGUAAACGAUUCUCAGAAGUUAGCACUUUGAAAAAUCAUAAAAGAAUUCACACCGGAGAAAAACCCUAUUGCUGUUCCGAAUGUGGAAAGCGUUUUUCAGAAUUAAGCAAUCUUAAAAGUCACAAGAGAACUCACACUGGAGAGAAACCCUAUAGCUGUCUGGAAUGUGGGAAGCAAUUCUCCCGGACAAGCAAUCUGCAGAAUCACAAAAGAAUUCACACUGGAGAAAAGCCUCAUUGUUGUUACGAAUGUGGCAAACAGUUCUCAGAAAUCAGAAGUCUUCAGCGCCACAUACAAAUUCACACUGGAGAGAAGCCUCACUACUGCUCUGAAUGUGGCAAGAGAUUCUCACGAUUAAGCCAUCUCCAGAGACACGCAAAAAUUCACACAGGAGAGAAACCUUAUUUCUGCUUGGAAUGUGGUAAACACUUUUCGCAACUGAGCAGUCUGCAAAUUCACAAGAGGAUUCACACGGGAGAGAAGCCUCAUGGGUGUUCUGAAUGUGGCAGACAAUUUUCGCAGUUGAGCAGUCUUCAGAGGCACCGACAGAUUCACACUGGGGACAAGCCCCACUCCUGCUCUGCAUGUGGCAAACGAUUCUCACAGAUCAGUCACCUGAAAAGACACACAAGAGCGCACUCUGGGGAGAAGCCCUAUUGCUGUUCUGAUUGUGGCAAGCGAUUUUCACAAGUUAGUACCCUUGAGAGACACAAGAUCUCGCACCUGAGGAAGACUUUGUUGUUAAAAUUAAACCAGGGGUGUGACUAUAAAGAGGAGACUCUACAGGACCGGCGUUGGCUCAUCACACUAAACAUGGCCUCGCCCCCUGGUGUCACAGGACAGAAACUGGCCCGCGUCAAGGAGGAAGACUGGGAAUGUGGAUCUGCCGUGCUUGUGCCAGAGGGUGUCUGCGUGAAGUCGAAUGUCUGGGAAGGAAGAAUUGUGUGUUUUAAACAGGAGGAUUGCAAGGAGCAAUUGGUCAGCAUUAAAGCAGAGGAUUCAGAGGUGGUUCUGAGUUGCCUUGAAAUACCCAACCUUGAAGGCGUGGAGCUAGCCAAAGACCAUCUCUGCACACCGGAUCGAUUUCCCAAAGAGACGGGCAGAGAUCAACAAGCGGAUUCUGGCUUUCCCUCAUCUGCAAUAACUGAGACAUCUCUUCAACGCAGACCUCCACACAAAGACCCCAGUGAUGAUACAAAGACGUCAAACUCUGGAUCAAGGAGCUCUAUGGAGCUGAGCAUUCCUCCUGUUGGGGAAUUAGCGGAGAUGGUCACCAUCAAUACCCCAGAAGCGUACAGUGCUAGUCCAGAAGCUUUAUCGCUCUCCAAAGAGUGCUCCAAACGUUUUCAACAGCAGCCUGGUUCUAAAUAUCAUCCAUGGGUUCCUGAGAGUCAAAAGCCGUAUUGCUGCUCUGAAUGCGGCAAACAGUUUUUGCGCCGAGGUGGCCUUCAGGUUCACUCCAGAAUUCACACUGGGCAGAAGCCGUAUUGCUGUUCCGAAUGUGGCAAACACUUCUCAAGCAGUGGCACCUUUCUAGUUCACAAAAGAAUUCACACCGGGGAGAGGCCAUAUGGUUGUCCCGAAUGUGACAAACGAUUCUCAUGCAGCGGGGGCCUUAAGAAACAUAUCAGUAUUCACACCGGAGAGAAGCCUUAUUGCUGUUCUGAAUGUGGCAAAAGAUUUUCACGCAUGAGUAUCCUUCAAAGCCACAGGGGAAUUCACACCGGAGAGAAGCCCUUUGGGUGUUCAGAAUGUGGCAAAAAAUUUGCGUUCAGCAGCAAUCUCCUGGCGCACAAAAGAAUUCACACGGGGGAGAAGCCCUAUUGUUGUACUGAGUGUGGGAAAUGCUUCUCGUACCAAAGUAGUCUUCGCAACCACAAAAUAGUUCACACAGGAGAGAGGCCAUAUCGCUGUUCUGAGUGUGGCAAGCAGUUUUCAUGCGGUGGGAAUCUCAAGAAACACAAAAGACUCCACACUUUGAAAGCGUCAGCGAUACAACAGGAAUUGACAGCUAAGGAGUGACACUUGGGAGAAAUUCAAUUCCGAGAUGUGUGCAGCUAAGGAGUCUGUAAAAGCCUAAUUAAGACAAAAACACUAAGAAGAACACGAGAGAGUGUAUUCACAGAACAAAACACAAUUCUUCAGAGAUCCCUGCUCACCCUCACUGAAGUGCAAGUUAGAAACCUCCUAACAAUCCUCGUUUUAUUUUGCAAGUCAAGUGCUAGGAACCCUAUGUGGUCGAUGACCUGACCCAUGGAUAACCUUAAAAACAGGUGUGUGACAUGGAUGAGCAUCUCGUCAUCAUCAUCACCACCAUCAUUGUCAUCAUCUGCUGAUCUGUGCACUCGAUGCUUCAAGAGUCAAAUCGAUAAGUGAUAAAAGGGAAAAGUGGAGACUCGGGUAGGUAGUGUGGACUCUCACGCUCUCGUUUGCAGGAUUCAGAGCACUGAGCUCCACCUACAGCACAAAGUAUUGUCAGACAUGUCCGAAUAGGUAGAAACUGGUAGUUUGCAGAAGAAGCAAUGCCACUGCUCUGCUGGCAAGACUUUCUCCUCUUUUACAUCCAGGACUGAACCUGCCCUAUGGCCAUUCACCAGAAGUCCCACCUCUUCCUCCCUGUUGAGAUCAAUUUUGCCAGAAGUUAGGGUCCAAGAUCGAAACGUCUCUUCUGUGAGUAGUCAUGGUGCCAUAGAAGAAUCUUGCAUUGAUAGUCACCACUGACCUUAAUUGUCCCAUUUGUCUUUUGUGUGCUACUAUUAACUUUCUUUUUGUCUUCGUCAUAUGGUGCAUACCCUUGGGAACCCCAACUGUUUAUCCUAUCUUUGUAUUUUAUUACUUUGGUGUAGUCGGCAGGAUUUAAAACAUUGUAGAAAUGACAGAACCAGCAUACCUUGCAAUACUUAACAAGCACCGGAAUAACAAGUUUCACAGUGGCGUAGUCGGCAGGAUUUUAAACACCAGAUGAGGAAGGCUGAUGUAGCCAAUUUAUAUAACCCCGUAUAUAACGAAGACAAAAAGAAGGUUAAUGAUAGCAACAAAAAACAAACACAGGACCAUUAAGGUGAGUCCUGAAAGUCAACGUAUGUCAGUGGUGUCAGAAGAAAGGACAAAAGCCACAAAACGGUUUGGGGUAGCCACCUCGUAUAUUUGUUGGUAGGUUGUUGUGAGAAAUAAGAAACUGACUUUCAAAAACUGAGUUCUACAUGACCCGCUGCCUGUUUUUGUAUGACCCCAUGUCUUUUUCUUUGGAUGACCCCAUGUCUGCUUUUAUACUACAUCACCCUUCAUUUGGAGGGUGCAGGCUAUGGACAGGUGACCACUUCACAGUGAUACUUAGUGUCGAUAUGCACAUAGGUGAACUGUAUAUGUUACUUCUGACACAGACGUUAAUGGAUUUUACCUGGAUGGCAAACGUCAACAUCUAUAGUGUCUGCCGAUAUGUUCGAGGAAUCCUUCAGGCAAGACCAUUUUGUCCGAUUUGAAAAAGGCAGGGGUCCCUGUGAUGGUCCCAUAAUGUAGUAAACAUGGCCCGUCACCCUGAAACAGAUGCAAGACAUUGCUAGCAUCGUUUUCUUUCCCUUUAGAUUGAAGUUUAGGGAUCCGUGCACAGAUGACCAGACAUUGAGUGGUAUUUUCUGGUGUCGGUUCAAUGGUAUCGGCUUUGAGCGAGGGAUGCUCGUGUCAACGCAGCGAUAUCACUACACAGAGGUGGGCUUGGUCCGGCCCCACCAGGCAACGACCGCUGUAAAGUCAUCAUUUUUCCGCUCUCGUGUGUGCUUAGGUCAGAUCCAGUUCCACUGCUGUUCACGUGGAUCCCUGCUCCGCUUCGGUAUUGAUACAGCAGAGAGACAUUCAAAACCAUUUGGCAGGGGUCUCAGUUCAGAAUUUGAAAAGAGCUGUUGAUUCUCCUUCUGGUGGACAUCAGAGGUGAUUCAGGUUGACUUGUACUGUAGAGGUGCAACAGUUAGAGGUAUUAUUAAGUUAUUGUUAAAGACAGAACUGAUGUGUAGGUGGCAAAAUGGUGGUUUUAAAGUGAGGCAGUGGAAGUGACGUCGUCAGGCCCAGAGCUGGAAGUGACGUCAUUGGGGUCAGGAGGGAAUUUCCCGUGAGUGGUCUACAGGAGAAAAACAGAAAGAGUGAAUACACUCUGCCCUCACCUGGUCUGGCAUGGAAUUACCUCCAUUUGAGCCCUUUAGCUGACUCCCCUGUGCACGUCUUACUCUACACACAGACACGGGUUCCAAUACCGAACCCUGACUUCCAGCUCAAUUGUGGAAGAGGUGGAAAUUACCAUGAACGGUGUGAUGAAAUGAGUUGGGUUUGGUUCUGGAGGUAAACGAGGAGAAAGUGUUACUGACAGCGCCCUCUUCUGCUUGGUGAUGGUGUUGCCCUUUGCGUAACCUGCCAGCUGUCUCCCUGUGUCUGACAUCAUGAAUAGCGUCGAGACCUUGAGACCACCUGCUAGAGAGAACAGUCUCUGUAGGAUUAAAAUCUGGAUAUAGUGAUUAAUGAAAACGUGCAUAGAACCUAUUUAGUAAAAAUGUAAUGUCCUAGGUGCUAUUUGGACCAUGUGCCAGACAGAGCAAUUUCUACAAGCUAAAUAUCUGGAUGAACAAGGACAACUUUGGUGAAACCUACAUUAUAAAACUAUAUGGGAUCCGUUGGGCCCACAAGCGAGGCCCUUAACCUGAUAAUUACUCCAGGGGUUGCUGUAUACAAUGGCCGACCCUGUGCUCUGACCCCCAAAGGUCAUGUGAAAAGACAAUUUCCCUUCAGGGAUUAACAAAGUAUAUCAAAUCAACAAAUUCCUAUUCUCACAGAGUUAUCAGGAUCACAUCUCUAUACUUUAAAAAUCCAGAUAUACUGAUAAAUGAGGAAAACAUGGAUUGAACUUUCAUUAUAAAAAUAUAACGACCUAGUACCACAGAGACAUCAGAACCACAUGCCAGACAGAGCGAUCUCUUCAGGUCAGACAUAUGGAUAUAGCAAAUUAACAGAACAAAACAGAACCAACAUUGGUAGGGUAUCAGUCCCAAAAGAUUUCUCCAUGUUCAGAAUUUAGGGACAAUACAAGCAAACGCUGUGUACAAUAAGCCAGCACAGUCCUCUAGGCUUGUGACAAACCUGCAGGCCCAAUUAGAAUGCCAGUUUACUACCAUCCGAGAUCGGAUGACAGGCUUCUGGAAAGCAACACUGUUUCAAUUCCAGAAUUAUAUAAAACACUCUUCAUGAGCUUACAAGACUUUGGUAGAAAUCAUUAAAAUAAUGUCAUGACUACAGUUCAUUCUAGACACAGCUGAGUUCCAAAUGACAAAUUGAGAGACUCGUCUCGGAGGUGAAUGUUUAUUUGUGCUCAUCCUGUGGCAAGUGAUUUCUGGAAGUAAGCGAUUUUCACAGCGACGACAGGAUAUCAAAUGGAAACGAUUCCGAACUGAACAUGUUUUGGACCACCACUCUCUGCUGGUUAAUGGAAUGGGUUUCACAUCCAAAGGCCUAUCGUGGCCCAUGUAAGCAUCCCACCCCUUUGGUCAUAUCCAAAUUAGCUCUAAAAAUGAAAAGAAAUAUUACUGGAAAUAUUGUAAGCUUUAUGAAGAGAAAUUGUUUGAAACCUUAAGAGUUGAAAUGAACAGCUUUCCGUAAACCUCAAAACUUAACAAAUUUACCAAAAACCCUUGAACUUGAACUUCCAACUUUGUGAUGUUGUGAUUAAGGACACUCAAUAAGGUGAAAUGGUGUGAGGCCCCAUAAAACACUUCAGGACCCUCCAUUCACUGCAUAGGAAAAGCAUCACCUUAGGCAGCCUGACCCCCAAUACACUCCUUCUGACAUCAGAGUGGGCUAACGGCGGUGCUUCGGUAGUAACAUCAGGAUAUCCCUGCCUCUUGGGCUGAGGGUGUGACCUCACAGUGGCCCUGCCUCUGGUGCCAAUGUGCAAUUUGUUCAAAGAAUAAAAGGUUUUCCAUUCUGUUAGAGCUCAUUAACAGACAGCAUCAUCACAUUUUGAUUGAGGGUGGAGAUCACAGAAUUCCUGAUGUCGUGGGCUUCAAUGGAGACACCCAUGUUAUGUUUCAGCCAGGGACUCAACCCUGGUUUAAGUGUAGUUUCAUUUUUUAUUACUAUUAUUAUUGUGCAUAUUAUUUCAUGGGUUAUGUUCAGGUAAUUUUAUGGUGCCACCUCUUGGGAUGAGGGUGGUCCUUCAGCAGUGACGUCAAAGUAGCACCACCUCUUGGGCUCUUAUUAUUGUGUAUAUCUUGUCAUUGAUGAUAUUUUUGUCAUUUUGUAUGUCAUGUUUUGAAUAUUCUUUAGUUCAUUAAUUAUGUGCCCUGUUCCCUGUAUGUGGAGUGUAAGGUUGUAGAGCCACCAUGACAUUCCAGCUGGAGCUCCGCCCAGUCCUCUAU
Molecule: messenger RNA, 7505 nt
Organism: Erpetoichthys calabaricus (reedfish)
Lineage: Eukaryota; Metazoa; Chordata; Cladistia; Polypteriformes; Polypteridae
Product: zinc finger protein 347-like
Exons: 4
Coding region: 229-3129 (966 amino acids)
Biological process (GO): regulation of transcription by RNA polymerase II
Molecular function (GO): RNA polymerase II cis-regulatory region sequence-specific DNA binding; DNA-binding transcription factor activity
Source: RefSeq, a predicted model, not a curated record